This is a messenger RNA of Panicum virgatum (switchgrass), 945 nucleotides long. RefSeq lists its product as uncharacterized. The record is from RefSeq and is a predicted model, not a curated record. Lineage: Eukaryota; Viridiplantae; Streptophyta; Magnoliopsida; Poales; Poaceae. Gene Ontology annotation, biological process: proteolysis. Gene Ontology annotation, molecular function: cysteine-type peptidase activity. The coding region runs from base 1 to 945 and encodes 314 amino acids. The transcript has 4 exons.
AUGAAGCAGGCUGAUCCAAAGCCUAAAGCGAAGGACAAGACAAAGGCGAAGUCAAAAGAUGAUUCAACCUCUACUGCUAAAAGAUCAGGAUUUUCCAAGCCCCGCACUGACACGAACUUCAAACAAGUAGUCGGGGUCGAUGAAAUUCCAGAUUUGCCUGAUUGUCCUAAGAAGUUUACGUACAGACAGCCACUUCUACCUGAUUGGUGCCUCCAGGAUGUUCCAAGUGAAAUGAAGCGGAUGCAUAAUUGGUACAUUAGGGCAUGCAGACUUGGGCUUCGUACCAUAUCCGCUCCAUACUAUUCCCAAGUAUUUGGACCUGCAGGCCCUGGCAUCAUUGAUGUCUUGUUCAAUUUUCAAGACAUCCACGCUAUGUUCUGCCUCAAAGAACUUGACAUCGAGAUGGUUAGACUAUGGUGCAUGAUGCAAACAAGUGAUGCAUAUAUCUUAGGUAGAAGGAUCAAGUAUCUUGAUCCUCUAGCAAUUUGUGAGGCCAAGCACAACAGGCCAAAUACGUGGAAAGAGGACCAUGAUCUCUUCAAGAACUGUAAGACGCCUGCGCAGAUAGCUAAGGAACGAAAAUUUCACCUCAAAGAGGCCAUGAAGAUGGUGGCGGCCUACAUAGCAAAAAUGAUGAAAAAAUGGGAAGAUGAUGCUGAUGUCAUUUUUGCACCAUAUAACAUUAGAAAUCACUGGAUCGCUUUUGCACUGCAACCCAAGAUUGGAAGAGUCCUUGUCUUCGACUCCUUGGAUUGGCCAAAGAAAACAUACACUGAUUUCUUAUUCAUCCUCAGAAUGGCUUACCAGCAAUAUAUUGCAUUAAAUGGUACUCAUCCCCCUGAGAAGCCUAAAGAAAUGACUCUACGCACACACUUUUCGUUCCACAAGCAACCUGCUUGCUCUGUGUACUGCGGGUAUUACUUGUGCGAGCAUCUCAGGGUAUAA